Molecule: messenger RNA, 1347 nt
Organism: Pyricularia grisea
Lineage: Eukaryota; Fungi; Ascomycota; Sordariomycetes; Magnaporthales; Pyriculariaceae
Exons: 1
Coding region: 1-1347 (448 amino acids)
Source: RefSeq, a predicted model, not a curated record
AUGCCUUUUAUUUCUUUCCUGGCGUUGGCCCUGGGCCUUUUUGCUCAAAAGACUUUAGGUGGCGUGGCGGUCCGCAAGACAGGCACUGCACCUACCGGCUACGAAGUUGAUUUCACCUUGGUCAACGAGACGGCGUCGCGUGUCAUCGUCGCCGGCGGCAUCUUCCCCUUCACAGACCAAUGGCAUACUGGCUGGCAGUAUUCCGGCGGGUGGAGCCCUAGAGAAUACCAGCGUGGCGACUUUAUCCUACCGCAAACCGCUGGUGGUCUUGGGGAUGCUGACUGGCCAUAUGUCAUGGAGAGUGAUGGCCAGGGCAGCUGGCGUCUGACGGUCCCGAUGCCGUCUGGUACGUACAACUACGCGUUCUUGGUUGACUGCGAAGUACCGACGAACUGCUCUUUCGCAAGCGGAAAGUGGGUGAUCGACCCUGAGAACCCGCCUUUUGUAAACGUCCCAGGCGAUCAGACCGCCUCAUCCUUCCAGGUCCCCUUUGACGCCGAGUUCCAGGGCACCCCGGCCGGUGGAUCGGAUCUGGACUUUGACUACGCCCUCCCGCGGGCGGAUUCCAGUGAGCGCGGGACCGUGGCGACGGUCAACUACACGUCCCCGGGCUCCGUCUGGCCCGCGCCCGGCGUGCACGAUUGUGCAGUCUACACACCACCGGGAUACGAUGCCAAGUCUGACCGAGAGUACCCCAUCAUGUACCUCUCGCACGGCGCCGGCGGCAACGGCGAUGACUGGCAGAACCUGGCGCGUAUGGGGAACAUCAUGGAUAACCUGAUCGCGGGCGGCUUCAUCGAGCCCACCGUGGUAGUCACACCAAGUUUCUACAACAUAGCGCCCGAGUACAACUUCACGUACGGCCUGUCCGCGCGGGCCCCCGAGGCCCCCGUUGUGCGCGAGAACUACCUUGCCCAUCUCUUCCCCUUCAUUGAGGCCAGCUACCGCGUCUCAAAGUCCCCCUCACGGCGUGCCUUUGCGGGCCUCAGCCUCGGCGGCCGCCUCACGUACGAGAUGUACAUCAACGCCACCGACUACUUUGACUACUUUGGCAUCUUCUCAGGUGCGCAGGGCAUGGUGGACGCGUCGCACCUGGCUCCCCGCGCGACAGAGUUUAGGCGCAAGGGAGUCUUCAACUCGUACGGCCUCUACGACUUCACCUUUGACAUGGACCGGUCCAUUGAGGUCGCCAUGAACGCGAACGGGAUUCGCUACGUCAGUCGCAUCCAGCCCUGGGGUGGCCACUACUGGCCGACCUGGAUGGACUCCCUGUAUCACUUUGGGCGCCGGGCGCUCUGGAAGCCGCUGCCUUUUGAUGCACGCACUGGGAGGAGCGUGAAGGAUUAG